UGCCUUUGUUCAUUUUGAGUCUUUGAGUCGAGAAGAUGAGGAGCUUUUUCGUUGUCUUAGCUUUUAUCGUCUCGGCCCUCGCGGACAAGGACUACAGCGGAUACCAGGUCCUCCGUGUCACUCCACAAAGUGAAGAUGAUCUGACUAUCCUCUCUGUGGUUGAGAAGGCCAUCAGUGAGAUGGUGGACUUCUGGAAGCAACCCCGUUCAGUUGGAACCCCCGUCGAUAUCAUGGUUUCCCCGGAAUAUCGUGAGCUCGUCCUCCGCUUCAUCGAGGCACGCGGUCUGCACGUCGACAUCAUGAUCGACGAUGUCGAGAAACUAUCCAACCAACAGAAAUCAAGAAAGUCGCCCUCUACCAGCGCCGAUUUUGACUUCAACAACUACCAUUCAUUGUCUGAAAUCAAUGAUUGGAUGACGAGUUUCGCUGCGUCUCAUUCUAGUCUUGUUUCUCUUGUGGACCUUGCCACGUCAUAUGAGGGACGUACAAUCAGGGCCCUCAAGGUUGGCUCAUCCUCGUUCUCUUCUAAGCCUGUCGUCUGGCUUGAGGGCGGUAUUCAUUCUCGUGAAUGGGUAUCUCCUGCUGCUAUGAUGUACAUGACAAACAUGCUUGUUGAGGGUUAUGGUAAUGAUGCUGACGUCACCGCCAUGUUGGAUACCGUUGACUUCUACAUGGUCAUCAACUACAACCCUGAUGGUUAUGAAUACACAUGGAGUAACGAUCGUAUGUGGCGAAAGACCCGCAGCAACAACAUUGGACGUGUCUGUGACGGAGUUGAUCCUAACAGAAACUGGGACUUCCAGUGGGGAAACGCCGGUACCAACCCAUGUGCCGAUGAUUACCAGGGUACCUACCCUAACUCCGAGCGUGAGGUCCAAGAAGUAACGGACUACAUCCUCGGUCUCAAUGAUGUCAGGGUAUUCAUCGACUUCCACGCUUACAGCCAGAUGUGGUUGACUCCAUGGGGGUAUAGCUACCGUCUACCUAGCGAUUACAAUCAGCAGUACUCGCUUGCCCGUGAUGCAAUAAGUGCACUCAGUGCGGUCUAUGGCACAGACUAUGUCUACGGAAGCAUCGCAAAUACAAUCUACCCAGCAUCUGGAUCGAGUGUAGACUGGGCGUAUGGUGUAGCUGGAAUCAAGUACUCGUACGCUGUCGAGCUUCGUGAUACUGGUCGAUACGGCUUCCUUCUGCCCGCAGAUCAGAUCGCCCCUACUGCCAUCGAGACCUUCGAAGCCGUCAAGGUCAUCGUCAAGGCAACCAUGUAGACUUAUAAAUAUCAAUAAUAGAAUACCAGAAACUCGAACAUAAGUUCAGAAUUAUGGAAGCGCCUAUUAAAUG
Molecule: messenger RNA, 1341 nt
Organism: Strongylocentrotus purpuratus (purple sea urchin)
Lineage: Eukaryota; Metazoa; Echinodermata; Echinoidea; Camarodonta; Strongylocentrotidae
Product: carboxypeptidase B
Exons: 10
Coding region: 36-1268 (410 amino acids)
Biological process (GO): proteolysis
Molecular function (GO): zinc ion binding; metallocarboxypeptidase activity
Source: RefSeq, a predicted model, not a curated record